Messenger RNA from Puccinia graminis f. sp. tritici CRL 75-36-700-3, 758 nucleotides. RefSeq lists its product as uncharacterized. The coding region runs from base 103 to 528 and encodes 141 amino acids. The record is from RefSeq and is a predicted model, not a curated record. The transcript is spliced from 7 exons. NCBI's taxonomy places the organism in Eukaryota, Fungi, Basidiomycota, Pucciniomycetes, Pucciniales, Pucciniaceae.
CAGCCAACUUGAACGACAUCACCAACCAAAACUUCAAGAACAGCCGAACCAACUACAUACAGCCUUGAGCAACUCUCGAUUAGUAACCCAUUCAAAAACGUCAUGGCAUCCCCAGGCAGUCGUCCUUCUCCCGCACCAAGCACCCCAGGCUCGCAAGCACCGGCAGCCAGUCCAGCUGCUGCCAUCAACCCGGCCACCAAGAAGAAGGAAAUCACAGCUGUCCAAGCUGCAAAAGCCAAGGCGAUGAAUGUGUUCACUAGCGAUGGUUCGUUCUUGGAAAGAUUCAAAAAGAUGAAGGAGGAGGAAGUGGAAAAGAAGAAACAGGAAGAUGCCCUAGCACGGAAGCAGGCUUUUGAACAGCGAAUCAAAAAUCGUGGCAAAAGGACAGCCGACCCUAAUGAUUCAAUAUCGACAUCCAAGAAGAGUAAAACCGAGGAAGAAGACAAUGCAUAUCUUCGAGAAGUGCGUAAAUUACAAGGCCACAGUCUUCGAGACGAGGGUGCGGGUGUUCGUGCUUUAGUGAAAUAGAAGUCCAGCUAAGCAUUUCUAUAUCAUCAUCCGUUUUUUCAAAUUCGCAAGUUGUAUUGCUCACUUUUCUGCUACAGUGUUUGCGAUAAAAAAAAUACUCGCGUUGAUACCUUCUUGUUUUUCCUGGAAAUUAAUUGACCCAAGAAAAAAAAGGGCAAGUUUUUACUUGUAGAGUUCCAGGUUGACUGUUGUAACAUUCUAUCAUUGGUGCAAGUUGAUCUCAACCUCAC